UUAAAGCGAAUUGUGUAUAAAUCGCUAAAAAGAUAAGACAUUUAUAUUGAAAGUAUAAAAAGUGGCAAAAUUGAGCCAAAUAUCACAUAAUUAUGGAAAUAAGUAGUAUUAAUAGCAGUGAUGGAGUGCUGGUCCAGAAUCUGUACUUCGGUUACAGUAGACGCUCACCGAAGCCAGAGAUAAACAACGCCAACCUAUGUGUGCCCCGGGGUGUCAUCUAUGGCCUACUGGGGCCGAGUGGGUGCGGAAAGACCACACUUUUGCGUUGCAUUAUCGGCCGAUUGAAGCCUCGAAAAGGACUCGUCCGAGUGUUUGACACACAGCCAGGUGCUAAAGGAACCAGAGAAAGUGGUGUUCCAGGUCCGGGCAUUGGAUAUAUGCCACAAGAAUUGGCUUUAAUAUCUCAGUUCACAAUCAAAGAGACACUAAGAUAUUACGCGGGCUUUUGUAAUACGGAUCGCACAAUAUUUACCAAACGAAUGCAUUUCUUAUUACAAUUACUGGAGUUAUCGCAUUUGGAAAACAAAUUCGUCGACAACCUGUCCGGGGGUCAGAAGCGUAGGGUCUCUCUGGCCAUCGCACUCAUCAACAACCCUCCCCUACUCAUCCUCGAUGAGCCCACAGUCGGUGUGGAUCCUAUACUCAGGGAAUGUAUUUGGAAUUAUUUGGUUCAGAUUAGCAAAGAGGGACUCACGAGUUCAGGCGCUGAUAUCCUGAUGAACAGUAGAGAGAUAUCCAGAUAUUCAGUGGACUGUUAUCUCAAUGUUUAUAAAAACUCUCAAUUGAUAGACGAAAUCUGUUUCUAUGCACUCGACACUACCGAUAAAUGUAAUGAAUAG
Messenger RNA from Oppiella nova, 839 nucleotides. Lineage: Eukaryota; Metazoa; Arthropoda; Arachnida; Sarcoptiformes; Oppiidae. The record is from the annotation of a GenBank genome assembly.